Molecule: messenger RNA, 838 nt
Organism: Cynoglossus semilaevis (tongue sole)
Lineage: Eukaryota; Metazoa; Chordata; Actinopteri; Pleuronectiformes; Cynoglossidae
Gene: rbx1
Product: ring-box 1, E3 ubiquitin protein ligase
Exons: 5
Coding region: 144-470 (108 amino acids)
Molecular function (GO): zinc ion binding
Source: RefSeq, a predicted model, not a curated record
AAGAAAUAUUACACACAUACAAGAGUCCUUUCAAGAGAUACAGGGGGACAACGUGAUCAUCAACUGUAGAGGGCACCACGUUGCACCAUUACACCAGCGAAGAAGCCGUACAACGCCACAAAGGAAGAACUUCAUCGUCCAUCAUGGCAGCAGCUAUGGAUGUCGAUACGCCGAGUGGCACUAACAGCGGGGCGAGUAAGAAAAGAUUUGAAGUGAAGAAGUGGAACGCUGUGGCACUGUGGGCAUGGGACAUUGUUGUGGAUAACUGUGCUAUCUGUCGAAACCACAUCAUGGAUCUAUGCAUAGAAUGCCAGGCUAACCAAGCUUCUGCAACCUCUGAGGAGUGCACUGUAGCCUGGGGUGUUUGCAAUCACGCGUUCCACUUCCACUGUAUAUCUCGUUGGUUAAAAACCAGACAGGUGUGUCCUCUGGACAACAGAGAGUGGGAGUUUCAGAAAUAUGGACACUAGCAGACCACCUCAUCUUCACUUGCUUCAACCAACAAGAUCACUGUCUUUUUAUCCCUACCCUGCUCCUGAACCUUGUUAUUUUAUAGUAUCUACCUGUGCACACAUAAAUGCCGUCACAUUAGUUUGCUUGUGUGAGAAAACAUCAGUUCUAGGUAUUCUGAGGCUGCAUACACAAUAAAGGGCCUCCAUUACAGCAGAUUCAUAGUAGUUAAAAUAAGUCAUAGUUUCAUGAUUUCAAAUAAAAAAAAAUCUUUCUGUUGCAGUUCUUCAGGCUCAAAUUACUUAAAACAGUGUCUUCAAAUAAACUUUGAUGUACGGUAAUUGCAAUUGUUAAAUUGAUGUCCUCACAAAAUAAAUGGAUAAUCACC